Messenger RNA from Lactuca virosa, 609 nucleotides. The record is from the annotation of a GenBank genome assembly. Lineage: Eukaryota; Viridiplantae; Streptophyta; Magnoliopsida; Asterales; Asteraceae.
CUUUUCAUCGCGAGAAGUUCAAUUACACGCUUAUUUUUCUUUCUUUCGUCAUCUACCCUCUUUCUCUCUCUCAAUUGUAACCUAAUUAUUUAUUUUUACUUCAAUCAUGCCAGAAUCGCCAUGAUCUUCUUACUUUUCUCCCUCCCUUUUCUCUAAACACAAUCGCUUCCUUCGAUCAACAUCAGAAAGGGUCACCCCAUCGAUUUCAUACAUCAAAUCGAUCCAAGAUUAUUCUUCUUCCCCACUACUAUGUGUUCUUCCGCGGACAACAGAAUCUUGCCUAAAUUGGAGUUUAAUUGGAGAAUUGUUAUGGCAACGAUAAUAGGGUUCUUGGGUUCUGUUGCUGCUCUUUCUAAGUGUACCUUAUCUCUCCCUCACUACCAACUGGGCUCUUCUCCAUCGCAAGAAAUCAGGUCAUCAACCCUCUUUGAUCUCUCUAUCUCGACGGUGUUUAAACAAGUGGAAGGGAUUGAAGAAAUUUAUGAAUCCUUCAAGCUCUGUUUAGGGACGAUGACAUUCGGUGAGCAAAAUUCGUUGUCACAGUCCUUCAAACUCCUCGACAAAGCAUUCGACUCCGGAAUCAACUUCUUUGAUUCUGCAGAAAUGUAG